AUGGCCUUUGCCCGCAGGGUAGCCAUCCUCCCUGGAGGUCUAGGAGGACUGGGCUCCGUAACCGGCAAGAAGUUAAUGCAAAACGGGGCUCAGUUGGCCAUUAUUUAUGCUCCUUUCGAAGCCAAGCGUCACGAUGAAUUGAUGGAGAAAGGAUACGGAGGAACACCGAAUAGCGACAAGAUCCGCACAUAUGAGUGCGACAUCACCUCACCGGAGUCGGUCCAGGCUGCCUUCGACUCAAUUGAAAAAGAGACGGUUGCCCCGUCUUCUUCUGCCGUUUCGGAGCGAGCGUUUCCGAGUAUCCUAAUCAACACCGCUGGUUACGUAUCGUUGAGCGACAUGGAACUAACACCGCCCGAAGAGACCAUGAAGCACCUAACAACUAAUGUCCUUGGCCCGAUGCUUUGCUCCCAGACAUUUGCACGAUUGUACUUUGCCGCGUCCAAGAAGGCCCAAUCGUCCACCAGUCCACCUCCUCCAGGAAGAAUCAUCAGUAUAUCUUCACAGGCGGCGCACGCGGCGCUGCAUCGGCACGGGGCGUACUGUGCAUCCAAAGCAGCGCUUCUAGGUCUCACACGUAGUAUGGCAUCUGAGUGGGCCGAUCGCGGCAUUACGUCGAACACUGUCUCGCCCACUGUGGCCUGGACGGAACUAGGGAAAAAGGCUUGGGGGGAGGCUUCGGUGCGAGAAGCAUUUUUGAAGUCGAUACCGACUGGAAAGUUUGCUCGGCCUGAAGAAGUCGCCGAUGCCGUGGUCUUCCUUGCACAGGCAAGCAUUGCUCUUCUCGAUUCGAGUGGCAUGAUCAAUGGUGCUGAUAUUAGGAUUGACGGUGGGUUUACCAUAAGGUAA
Molecule: messenger RNA, 849 nt
Organism: Talaromyces rugulosus
Lineage: Eukaryota; Fungi; Ascomycota; Eurotiomycetes; Eurotiales; Trichocomaceae
Exons: 3
Coding region: 1-849 (282 amino acids)
Molecular function (GO): oxidoreductase activity, acting on the CH-OH group of donors, NAD or NADP as acceptor
Source: RefSeq, a predicted model, not a curated record